GGACCCGGCACAACGCCCAAUGGCAGCGGAGUUGUGUGUACAUCCUUACCUUAUUCUUCCGCGACGUUGGAAAUUCCCUGGUUUCCCGCAGAAAGAAUCUCCAUCCACAUAAGCUAUCUACUGUUGAUGCAUAACGUGACCUGGAUAUUCUUAUCAUGUCAUCACUGGACGAUCUUACUAGUCAUCUCAACAUACAUUUCCUGUAUUCGCACGCAUACACAUCCACCACAUGUGUUCUUAUUUGUCAUGUUUUUCAGCAUUCUCGGCUUACUGCCUUUAAGUUUCCUUAAUCUUUCCCUUCCCCUUCCCCCCAAUCCAAGUACCUAUCUCUUUCUUUCAUUAGUUUGACUUGAUACAUUCUCCCUUUACACACGAAUGGGAAUGCUGAGUAAUGACUUCACCACAAUUGUUAUAUCCUUACACAAGUGAACCUCCGCCAUUUCUGAUCCCCAGGAUUGGUGCCAUCCAGGCGGAUGUCGUGUGCCGUACUGACUAGUGUUAGUCAUGAUUCAAG
This is a messenger RNA of Cantharellus anzutake, 514 nucleotides long. RefSeq lists its product as uncharacterized. The record is from RefSeq and is a predicted model, not a curated record. The annotation marks the transcript as partial. The transcript has a single exon. NCBI's taxonomy places the organism in Eukaryota, Fungi, Basidiomycota, Agaricomycetes, Cantharellales, Hydnaceae.